This is a messenger RNA of Tripterygium wilfordii, 2604 nucleotides long. RefSeq names its product low affinity inorganic phosphate transporter 8-like. The coding region runs from base 787 to 2406 and encodes 539 amino acids. The record is from RefSeq and is a predicted model, not a curated record. Gene Ontology annotation, molecular function: phosphate transmembrane transporter activity. Gene Ontology annotation, biological process: transmembrane transport; phosphate ion transport. Gene Ontology annotation, cellular component: membrane. NCBI's taxonomy places the organism in Eukaryota, Viridiplantae, Streptophyta, Magnoliopsida, Celastrales, Celastraceae. The transcript has a single exon.
ACGCGAAAACAUUAAUUUUUGUGAUGCCACGGUUAAUGCUUAGUAGUAAACGGGAUAAGGGGCUCCCCAAAAACCAUCUUAAAUCAUGAAUCAAAAUGCGUUUUUGAGUAUUAUGGUGUUCAUAAUGUUGGAAUAUAGUAUAUUUUGAAAAAAAUUUCAAAAUUCUAAACCCUAAUAGCUCGACUUCGGAAUUGCUGAUUUUUACCUGCUUGGUGUAUUUUCUAUGUGCACAACUGCAGCAAGAAAAAAACUAGUAGACAGAGAGGAAAGGACAGUCUUGAUUUCUCCCCAGCUAUGUAGAUUUGGAACUCUUUUGCACUUUUGUGCAACAUAUUUGUCAUCCUCCAUAAGACGUUACUUAUUGUGAAGAAUCCUAUGAUCCCAAAGGCAGCUAACGUAGCAUAUCUGAAGAAUGUUCAAGGAAACAUAUUUGUCAUCCUCCAUAAGACGUUACUUAUUGUGAAGAAUCCUAUGAUCCCAAAGGCGGCUAAUGUAGCAUAUCUGAAGAAUGUUCAAGGAGAAAACAUUGGAGAUCCUUGACAGCAAAGAAACAAGACUGCCCUAACGGUGAUUCCAAGAUAAUAGAGUUGAGGCCAAUUGUAACGUCCAUGGAAGGACACACAACAAUCCACUGUCUUGUCUCUAGUGGAUUGUCAGAAAGGGAAUUUCUCGUGUACCAGCUAAGAAAUAUCUGUAAAACUGCCAAGAACAAGACCACUAUAUCAUGGAGUCUCUCCCUCAGUAUCACCAACACAUCCCAAUUUCUCAAAGCAAAGCUUCAGAGGCAUGGAGGAAGGAAACGAAACCGUAUUCUCUGCUCUUGAUAAUGCCAAGACCCAACUUUACCAUUUCAAGGCAAUUGUCAUUGCUGGUAUGGGAUUCUUCACUGAUGCUUAUGAUCUCUUCUGCAUAACUGCUGUCACCAAGCUCCUAGGCCGCCUUUACUACCAUGAUCCCGCAACUCCUGACAAGCCUGGAGCUUUGCCAGAUAAUAUCAAUAAUGCCAUAACUGGGGUUGCUUUGUGUGGAACAUUAGCUGGACAACUCUUCUUUGGGUGGCUUGGUGACAAACUUGGUAGAAAAAAGGUUUAUGGGAUCACUCUAGUGACCAUGGUCGGGUGUGCCUUUGCAUCCGGACUUACAUUCGGAUCAACAACUAAUAGUAUGGUUGCUACUCUAUGUUUCUUUCGCUUCUGGCUGGGUUUCGGGAUUGGAGGAGACUAUCCACUCUCAGCAGUAAUCAUGUCUGAAUAUGCCAACCAAAAAACCAGAGGAGCAUUCAUUGCUGCUGUUUUUGCAAUGCAAGGAGUUGGAAUACUUUUUGCUGGAGCAGUGUCCAUGAUUGUCUCCAAGAUGUUCCUAAAUGCUUUUCCGGCUCCUGAAUAUAGAAGCAAUCACGAACUUUCUACUCAACGACAAGCAGAUUUCGCUUGGAGGAUUGUGCUUAUGUUUGGCGCGAUCCCUGCUGCUAUGACAUACUAUUGGCGGAUGAAAAUGCCCGAAACUGCUAGGUAUACUGCGUUGGUAGCUGGAGAUCACAAAAAGGCUGCUGCUGAUAUGGCCAAAGUACUUGAUAAGAACAUUCUUGUUGAACAAAGUUCCAAGAUUCCCAACAAUCCGAAUUCUUCAUAUGGACUGUUCUCUGCUGAGUUUUUAAGGCGGCAUGGACUUCACCUUCUCGGUACCACCAGCACCUGGUUCUUAUUGGAUAUUGCAUUCUACAGUCUCAACCUCACCCAGAAAGACAUUUAUCCUGCAAGUGGAAUGCUACCAAAGGCCUCAACAAUGAACGCGCUGGAGGAGAUGUACAAGCUCUCCAAAGCAAUGUUCUUGGUAGCACUUUUUGCAACAGUUCCCGGGUAUUGGUUCACCGUGCUCCUCAUUGACAGGAUAGGAAGGUUUGUAAUCCAACUUGGUGGCUUCCUCUUGAUGUCCAUUUGCAUGGCAAUCCUUGGAUUUCAUUACAAAGAACUCAGAGGAGAUAAGUGCCCUAAAACCUCAACUUCAAAUAAUGAGUAUUGUGGUGGUAACACCACCAUGUUUACUCUUCUGUUCGGACUCAGUCUCUUCUUCGCUAACUUUGGACCCAACAGCACAACUUUCAUUGUUCCAGCAGAGCUUUUCCCAGCUAGGUUCCGUUCAACGUGCCAUGGGAUCUCAGCAGCGGCAGGAAAAGGAGGAGCCAUUAUCAGUGCAUUUGUGAUGCAAAGCUACAGUCAUGACCUCAGUAAGAUUAAAAGGAUGAUUAUAGCCCUUUCAGUGGUGAAUAUGCUUGGCUUUUUCUUCACGUUCUUGGUUCCAGAAACAAAUGGACGAUCACUCGAGGAAAUCUCUGAAGAGAACGACCAGUCUACUGCUGCAAAAAAUGGUGAUGCAAGGGUGAUCCAACACACUGAAAUGGUUUAGCUAUAUUGGCUAGCAUUUGUUACCAAAUCGCCAGAACUGAAAUAAGGCUUGAAGCCAACUAAAUAAGUUUUAUUGUUUCUCCACUUACCAUAAAAUAAGAGCCAGAAGAGAGAUCCAUACAAAGAGAAAUGCAGUCUUGUACCUAAAUGAAGCAAUCAUUUAUUUUCUUUCUUCAUGCACUAUUUGAAUUUAUCGUUA